AAAUCAGCAUGGGGUGAAGUAAAUUGCACUACGCAUGCGCGGCAUUCUGACGUAUGGAGCAAACAGCUAUUCGUAUGUGCACCAUAACAGAGCAAAAAGAGAGCGGGACUGAGGGAAAGACUGAUAUGAAAGGAUAUACAUAGAAGGAAAAUAAGAAGAAAAAACACCAAGGGGAACCAGUGAAAAUAAGCUCGUCAAGCAUUUUCAAUGAUCAGUUUAGCAAACUUUUAUUCGUUGUGAAAAAAGGGACAUUCCCGAAAACGAUUGCCGCGUUCAUGUGCUAGUCGGAACUUGUUAACUGGUUGUAGUUCUACAUGUGCCACGUUCAACCAGUUUGCAAGUCGAAAAUGUCAGAGUUUCCCAGUUCCGACUAACGCGUGAACGCGACAUAAGCAGCACGAAUAGCUGCAUCACAUUGCUCAAUUGCAUGGCUGUCCAAAAUUACAUGAAAAUCAAAACAGCCAACUGAAAGACCGCUGCUUUCUCGCGCUCAUAUAGAUGGAGAGACAGAGCGGUGGUGAGCGAUGGAUGCGUGGACAGAGAUGAACAUUGGGUAGUGUCGGUAAAGAUCCAAGAGACUGGAAAGUGGACAGUAAAUAAUUGCAAACGGGGAGCUGUCAAAAUAAUGGAUUUUAGCGUGCUACGGAAUCUCAUCAGCAGAUACUGUGCGGGGGAGGAGUAUUGGGUGGACAGUCGUACGGUUUACAUCGGUCACAAAGAACCCCCGCCGGCGGCCGAGGCCUAUAUCCCUCAGCGUUACCCUGACAACCGCAUCGUCUCCUCCAAGUACACCUUAUGGAACUUCAUCCCCAAGAACCUGUUUGAACAGUUCAGAAGAAUCGCCAACUUCUACUUUCUGCUAAUCUUCCUGGUCCAGCUCAUCAUAGACACGCCCACCAGCCCUGUCACCAGUGGACUGCCUCUCUUCUUUGUCAUCACUGUCACCGCCAUUAAACAGGGUUAUGAAGACUGGCUGAGACACAAGGCAGACUGCAGUAUAAAUGAGUGUCCCGUGGACAUGGUGCAGCAGGGGAUGGUGGUGAGGACACAGAGCUCCAAGCUACGGGUGGGGGACGUUGUCAUGGUGAGGGAGGACGAGACGUUCCCCUGUGACCUCAUCCUCCUUUCAUCCAGCCGCGGUGACGGAACCUGCUACGUCACCACUACCAGCCUGGAUGGAGAGUCUAGCCACAAGACCUACUAUGCUGUACCAGACACCAUGGCCUUUAAGACAGAGCAGGAGGUGGACUCUCUACAUGCGACUAUUGAAUGUGAACAACCACAGCCUGACCUCUACAAAUUUGUGGGGCGCAUCAAUAUUUAUAAGGAAAGAGAGGAUCCCAUAGCCAAACCGCUGGGAGCUGAGAACCUUCUCCUCAGAGGAGCUACCCUGAAGAACACAGAACACAUUUAUGCUGUAGCCAUCUACACAGGCAUGGACACCAAGAUGGCGCUUAACUACCAGUCCAAAUCCCAGAAACGCUCAGCUGUGGAAAAGUCUAUGAAUGCGUUCCUAAUCGUGUAUCUGUGUAUCCUGAUCAGUAAAGCGGUCAUUAACACGGUUCUGAAGUAUGCGUGGCAGUGGUCUGCUGACCGCGAUGAACCCUGGUACAACCACAGGACCGAGAUUGACAGAGAACGCCAUGUGGUGAUCAGGGCGUUCACAGACUUCCUGGCCUUCAUGGUGUUGUUUAACUACAUCAUCCCAGUCUCCAUGUACGUUACCGUGGAGAUGCAGAAGUUCCUGGGUUCUUACUUCAUAGCCUGGGACAAGGAUAUGUAUGAUGAGGAGCUGGGGGUGGGGGCUCAGGUCAACACAUCUGACCUCAACGAAGAGCUAGGACAGGUAGAGUAUGUGUUUACUGAUAAGACAGGGACGUUGACAGAGAACAACAUGGAGUUUAUAGAGUGCUGUGUGGACGGACACGUCUAUAUCCCCCACGCCAUCUGUAAUGGACAGAUCCUCAGUGCUGCUUCCAGCAUAGACAUGAUCGACUCUUCGCCUGGAGGAUACCGCAGGGAGCAUGAGGACCUGUUCUUCCGGGCUCUGUGUCUGUGCCACACGGUGCAGGUGAAGGAGGAGGAGACAGUGGAUAGCAUCAAGAGAGGGAUCCACCUGGGAAAACCCACCUCCUUCUACAUAUCAUCCUCUCCUGAUGAGGUGGCUCUGGUGGAGGGCAUGACGAGGUUGGGGUACACCUAUCUGAGACUCAAAGACAGUCAUAUGGAAAUACUCAAUAAGGACGAUGAGAUUGAAAGGUUUGAGCUGCUUCACGUGCUCAACUUUGACUCUGUCAGGAGGAGAAUGAGCGUCAUUGUCAAGUCUUGCUCAGGGGAGUACCUGUUGUUCUGUAAAGGGGCAGACACCUCCAUCUUUCCCAGGGUGGUGUCAGGGAAGGUGGAGCAGGUGAGGGCACGGGUGGAGCAGAAUGCUGUGGAGGGCUUACGGACCCUGUGUGUGGCCUACAGAAGUCUGUCCCCAGCGGAGUAUGAGGAAGCAUGUCAUCAGCUGAGCGACGCCAAGCUGGCCCUGAAGGACAGGGAUCAACGGCUGGCCCAAGCCUAUGACCUCAUUGAGAGGGACUUCACCCUGCUGGGGGCUACGGCCGUGGAGGACAGGCUCCAGGAGAAGGCAGCAGACACCAUCGAGUCUCUCCAAAAGGCUGGGAUGAAGGUAUGGGUGCUGACGGGGGACAAGAUGGAGACAGCGGCGGCUACGUGCUACGCUAGCAAACUGUUCCGCCGCUCCACACAGAUACUGGAGCUGACCAAGAAACGCACAGAGGAACAGAGUUUGCAUGAUGUUCUGUUUGACCUGAGCAGGACUGUACUCAGACAACGCUCCCUGUCAGGGCUGUCUGUGGAAUGUCAGGACUAUGGUCUGAUCAUAGACGGGGCCACCCUGUCUGCUGUGCUGAAGCCCAGUCCAGAGAGCUCUGGCUCAGGGAACUACAGAGAAAUCUUCCUGGAGAUCUCUAGGAACUGCAGUGCCGUGCUCUGCUGCCGCAUGGCGCCCCUACAGAAAGCACAGAUUGUGAAGCUGAUCAAGGCAUCUAAGGAGCACCCCAUCACUCUGGCCAUCGGAGACGGAGCCAACGACGUCAGCAUGAUUCUCGAGGCACACGUGGGCAUCGGCAUCAUGGGUAAGGAGGGGCGCCAGGCGGCGAGGAACAGUGACUACGCCAUCCCAAAGUUCAAACACCUGAAGAAGAUGCUGUUGGUGCACGGACACUUCUACUACAUCCGCAUCGCUGAGCUGGUGCAGUACUUCUUCUACAAGAAUGUGUGCUUCAUCUUCCCUCAGUUCCUCUAUCAGUUCUUCUGUGGAUUCUCACAGCAGCCACUGUACGACACAGCCUACCUGACGCUGUACAACAUCAGCUUCACCUCGCUGCCCAUCCUCCUCUACAGCCUCAUAGAGAAACACAUCAGCAUAGAGAUGCUCAAGAGAGAUCCCACUCUGUACAGGGACGUAGCUAAGAACGCUCUCCUGCGCUGGCCCGUGUUCCUCUACUGGACGUGCCUGGGCUUGUUCAAUGCCUGUAUCUUCUUCUUUGGUGCCUACUUCUUGUUCGACAACACCACCUUCACCAGUAACGGACAGAUGUUUGGAAACUGGACCUUCGGGACUCUCGUCUUCACUGUGCUGGUGUUUACUGUCACGCUCAAGCUUGCCUUGGACACACACCACUGGACCUGGAUCAACCACUUUGUCAUCUGGGGCUCCCUGCUUUUCUAUAUCAUCUUCUCACUGCUCUGGGGAGGCAUCAUCUGGCCCUUCCUGAACUACCAGAGAAUGUACUAUGUGUUCAUGCAGAUGUUGUCCAGCGGUCCGGCCUGGCUCGGCAUCAUCCUUCUCAUCACGAUCAGCCUGCUGCCUGAUGUGGUCAAGAAGGUCCUCUGCAGAACCCUGUGGCCCACCGCCACUGAACGCGCACAGAGGGUGAGGGCUGAUGGCGUGUGUGAGGGGAGUGUGUCCCCGGCCACGGGCCCGGACCCCAGUCCUGUUGCUGGUGGUGGAGGCAGUGAGAGCGACAUGCUUUGCCCUGCUAGGACCUGUGAGGGGGAAAGAGGAGGUGAAGUGGUGCGAGCUGCCAGGACUUAUGACUCCAUGAUGUCACACAACCCUAACUACCUUCUCAGCCACGCCCCCUCAGAUGGCGAGGGUUGUUACGGUAACUGUGGGGUACAUCUUGGACAUUGACAAGCUGUUGCAGAGCAGUGUAGCAGAGUUGACCCCCGUGUCCUCUCGCCCUUCUGGCCCCUCCUCCAAACGGGAGAGCACUGACUCCUUCCACCUUCACCUUGGGGUUCCGGGGCCCCUAACACUCCACAGGUCUGAGUUCUUCCCCCACAAACUGGUAUUGGCCCACUGGGCUGAUGGGGGUGGGGCAGACCUCCGCACCCUCAUCCCCUACGUGCUCCGUAAACUCGGGCUGGCUUUGCCUACUACCCAGCAGGGCCAGAGACCUCGGUGUGACACACCGAGACCAAUAUGUGACCUAAACCUACAAAUACUAUGGAUUUGUGUUCCACUCAUAAACAAUGCAUACACACAAACGCUCACGAAUUCUCACAUACUCCUCAAACAUGAAACAUUUACCAUGUGCAUUGUCAGCCAUUCGGAAGCGGAUACGAUUUGAGGCUUCCACAUGCUUCAGUUCGGCUGGCGCCUUGCCGAGAAUGUAACGAGUGCGCUUGCAUACUCCCUUAAGACUUUCGCUUGAAAAAUCAAUACAAAAUGUAUGUCCGUUUUGAGAUGCCGUAGCCAGCAUACAAUUCCUCAAAAUAGACAGAAAUAAUCUAAGAACUCGUGAAAUUGACGUUUUUGCCGAUGAGAUCUUAGUUGAGCAAUUUACAUCUAACUAAGAUGAUUGGUGCAGUAUUUAUCAAUGAAAAAAUGUGCAACAAAGACUUUAUUGAAGAAUCCCUACUGUUGACCAAUCACCGACUUCGGCUACCGACUUCGGCUUGCCUCGAGAAAACAUGUUGUGUCCCUGAACAGCCGAAAAAACUCUUUCCAAAGUCCAAAAGGAUAAACAUUUCAGAAAAUGGCGUCAUAAUAUAUGCACAAACUCUUACGAACUGUUUGGGCUGGGAAGCAUGCGGACGCCUUUGUGACCUCCAAGCUGCCUCCCAUUGGUCCUAUCAUAGUUCUAUUUCAGUCUGGUCCUGAUCCCAGUCCACACCACUACUCUACGGUACUCUACUAUUCUAUUCUACUACUUUACUACUCUAUUCUACUACUUUACUACUCUACUACACUACUCUAUUACUCUACUCUUCUGCUACU
Salvelinus namaycush (lake trout) is the source of this 5293-nucleotide messenger RNA. RefSeq names its product probable phospholipid-transporting ATPase IH. Bases 626 to 4204 code for a protein of 1192 amino acids. Lineage: Eukaryota; Metazoa; Chordata; Actinopteri; Salmoniformes; Salmonidae. The record is from RefSeq and is a predicted model, not a curated record. Gene Ontology annotation, biological process: phospholipid translocation. Gene Ontology annotation, molecular function: magnesium ion binding; ATP hydrolysis activity; ATP binding. Gene Ontology annotation, cellular component: recycling endosome; endoplasmic reticulum; trans-Golgi network. The transcript is spliced from 30 exons.